UGGGGAUUAUAUUUGAAUAAGUGUUUUAAGUUUGAAGUAGCAUGGAACACACAGAACCAACCACGUUAGGUGAACUGCAGCUUUACAAAGUUCUGCAACGAGCCAAUUUGCUUGGCUACUAUGAUAUCUUUAUAUCCCAUGGUGGUGAUGAUGUACAGCAACUAUGUGAAGCUGGUGAAGAAGAGUUCUUGGAAAUCAUGGCACUCAUUGGAAUGGCAAGUAAACCGCUCCAUGUAAGAAGGUUCCAGAAAACUCUUCAAGAUUGGGUGACCUCUCCUCAUUUGUUUCAAGAUAUUAAUAUUAAUUAUCGUCCUGCACAAAGUUUGUCUCUAUCAUCACUGGGAAUAAAUGUUCCCAACAUAAUGGAAGCUACAAAUGGAUCUUUUACUGGAAGUUGUAACAUUAAAACUUUAAACCAACAGGUAAAAGAAUCACUUAACAAUCAAGCAGCUCAUUCAAAUAAAUUAAAACCUGAGUUGAAGGAAAAGGAUGUGGGUGGAAUGCCAGUGUUGAUGUCAAAACCUGAGCCAUCAUCUCGUAUCACUAAGACACAACCCAAUCAAACCACCAGCUUAUCUUUAAAGUUAACUGAGGAAAAUGAAAUUGAUGCUGAAACAAUGAAAAUAUUGGUUGACGUUUCAAAGGAAGAAAUUAAAAAACUUUAUCCUGAUCAGCUUUCAUACGAAGAUGCUAUCGAACAUAUUAAGAAAAGCAGCAAGAAACGCCCGCACUUGGUUCGAGUUUUAGAAAUGAAAAAUGGAAGUUCUAAAGAAAAAGAACUUCAUAGACAAUCUUCUCUCUUCCCUGCCCAUAUUUCCAAUCGCUCUUUAACAAGUUUAUCCUAUUUUGAAAUAAUGUGUAAUGAAGCAUCCAACCAAAUAUGCAAGUUGCAUCCAAUUCUACUUACUUCAGAUCGUUCUGAAAGAAUGAAGAUUGCGCAAUCCAUUGUAAAUAAAACAAACAAACUUCUUCUAUCCAAUGCAGAUAAAACCUUGACGAACAUCAGCAACGAUUUUACAGGAGAGCAGUUACUAACAAAGCUAAAUGAAAUCCGUGAUCAAAUUGUAGCUUUUAAACAGAAGAUGUCUGAAGCGGAAUCAAACAAAAAUUUUGUGACCGUGCUUGAAUAUCAGUCGGAAUUGGCCAGAUUGGGUUUCAAGGAAAAGGCAAUAAUUAAUUUACAGAAAAAAUCACAAGAUCCUCAUUCUCCUUUCAGCACUGCCUUGCAAAAUGCCGUAGUUAUUCCAACAGAUGACGCACCCCAUGUGCGUAGAGCUAUACCAUGCACUACAGCUUCAGGUCAAUUUGAUAAUUCUUCACCAUCGAAUACAACAUACCAAGCUUCACUAUCAGAACAAAAAUCAUCAUUUACCAUCCCUCCAACUGCUGAUUUUCAUGUGAAAAAGGAACGUCUUCAGUCAGCAUUUCCUGCAGUUGGGUUAAAACGAGUAAAUCCAAUCAAGCCAAUAAACGAUCGUUCAAUUUCACCUCUUUCAAAGCGUGCGCGAUCUCAUGAACCACUUGCUACUUGAUGUUACUCAAAUCUUUUCUUUAUUCUUUGAUACAUGGUUUAAAUUCAAGAGAAACACGUGGAAUUUGUUUGAAAAAAAUAAACAUGUUGUAAAUUUUAGCUUUUGAACUGAAGGUGAAUGUUUUUUCAUUCUCAGUGAAAAGCUGAACAUUUAACAUGUUUUAUCAAAUGUAAUUUCAAUAUUUCAAUCAAAUACAUGAAUUUUAAAUCAUUUUACAUGAAAUCUUCUUGGUUCAAAGUAUGUUUUUGUAAAAAUUAUAAAGUUUCAUUGCAGAAACACACCUAACUACUUCAAUUAUAUGGCAGCUACAAGUUUCUGUUUCCUUAAAGAUAAUGUUUGGAUGUAUUUAUUGCUCAUUACACUGUUCGAAAGCUGCCAAAAGCUACACAAUGUUAUACCUACUAUGUGUGUUCUUUAAAAUGUAAAUUCCAGUUGCUUCACUCCCUACAUUGUCUUCCGUGAUUUGUAUUUUGUGUAAUAAAUGAUAAAAAAAUUUA
Messenger RNA from Ciona intestinalis (vase tunicate), 2029 nucleotides. The record is from RefSeq and is a predicted model, not a curated record. Lineage: Eukaryota; Metazoa; Chordata; Ascidiacea; Phlebobranchia; Cionidae.